This is a messenger RNA of Protopterus annectens (West African lungfish), 2719 nucleotides long. RefSeq names its product homeobox D10 (gene HOXD10). The transcript has 2 exons. Lineage: Eukaryota; Metazoa; Chordata; Ceratodontiformes; Protopteridae. The coding region runs from base 717 to 1730 and encodes 337 amino acids. Gene Ontology annotation, molecular function: RNA polymerase II cis-regulatory region sequence-specific DNA binding; DNA-binding transcription factor activity, RNA polymerase II-specific. The record is from RefSeq and is a predicted model, not a curated record. Gene Ontology annotation, cellular component: nucleus. Gene Ontology annotation, biological process: regulation of transcription by RNA polymerase II.
UUUCUCGCAUGCCGGAGUAGCCGUCCGGAAUACUUUCGAAUUCCUCUGGGAGGGGUUGUUUACUCAUUAUGCAUCAGAAUUAAAAGAUAAACAUUCAUAAUCAAUAAUGAAUCAUCAGGCUUACUGAUACUAGAGGACUUUGCAUUUGUAAGCAGCUACAACCCGGGAGCAUUGCUUCAUGUACCAUAUUUUGCUUAAACUUUCAAUAAACACACGUAUUACUUCCACGAAACCGUUAAAACUGCGGUUUUAUAGGUUAAACAAAAACAUUUCGUUAUCAGACCGAAAAUAUCUUUAUUUUUUUUAGCUGCCUCAGCUCAUUUUAAAGCAGUUAUGGAAAGGUAACAACAAGAUUGGAUUUUCGUACAAACGGAUUCUUGCAUGGAUAAGGAUUUUACAACCAACGAUAGCACUUGGUAACAAGUAGAAGUGAAACUAACUGGCCUGGGCAGGCUGAGCUGCCGCCACAAUGGCUAGAGAUCACUUUUAGGGUCGGGUUCUAGGUGGCGCUGUUCACCGCCGCAGAGAGCAAAGGCAGCUUCCACUGUGUCACGUGACUCGGAAGGUGGCGAUGUCUUUAGGCCAUUUUCAAAUCUCAUUGGUUUAGCUGUCAUGUGGUAGUGCAGUAGGAACCGCGGCUUCUCAGGGAAUGUUUUGCUAGAGAUGUCAGCCUACAAAGGACACCAUCUCUCUCUUCUUCAAAUCUCUGCCCCAAAAUGUCCUUCCCCAGCAGCUCUCCCGUUGCUUCUUUCUUAAUAGAUUCUUUGACCGGUGCGUGUAGAACUGACACUCUCUAUUCCAGCAGCACCGGCAUGUAUUUGCCAUCUAAUUCAGAUAUGGGGACAUACGGAAUGCAAGCUUGUGGACUCUUACCGUCUCUAUCAAAAAGAGGAGACCUUAAUCACCAAAACAUGGGUAUGAAUGUCCACACUUAUUUACCUCAAGUAGAAAGCUGGUCAGAUACAAGAUCUUGCCCUCUAGAACAACCUGUUGUUACACAGCAGAUAACACCAUGUUCAUUGGCUGCAACUAUUAAGGAAGAAAGCAAUUGCUGUAUGUAUUCUGAUAAGGGAACCAAAGCGAAUUCUCCUGAUUUUGUUUCUUACCAGAAAUUGGUACCGGAGCCGUGCUCACUUGAUAACCCAGAAAUUCCUGUCCCCGGUUAUUUCAGAUUAAGUCAGACAUACGCAACCGGUAAAGCCACAGAGUACAGUAAUAGUCCAAGCAUCAUUUCGGAUGCAAUGAUACAGUUAAAUCCACGAGUCAGUUUCAGAUCCCAGAUGCAGCCACAACCUCUGAUAGAAAUGAAAAUGCAAGAAAAAUCGGAUAUUCAGGAUUCUAAUAGGAUACCGAAAAGCAGCACUCCAGAAAUAAAACCAGCAAUGCAAGAUGAGAGAUGUUGCUCGGUUGAAGCUUCCUCAUCUAGUCCUGAAAUACGUGACAAGGACAGAGAAGACACGAAACCCGACGUUGCAACUAGCAGCUGGCUUACUGCAAAAAGUGGAAGGAAGAAAAGAUGCCCUUACACCAAGCACCAAACCCUGGAGCUGGAGAAGGAGUUCUUAUUCAAUAUGUACUUGACUCGAGAGCGCCGCCUGGAGAUCAGCAAAAGCGUGAACCUUACUGACAGGCAGGUCAAGAUAUGGUUCCAAAACCGCAGGAUGAAGCUAAAGAAGAUGAGCAGAGAGAACCGAAUACGAGAACUGACAGCUAACUUGACUUUUUCUUGACUCGGAUCGCACUAAUGGAAAGUUGUUGCAAAGUCAUUAUAAAUAUUCUGGAAAACUGUGGAAAUUAUUUUGUUUCCCGCAGCAGGACAAUCUGCCCUUCAUUGUCUUUUCCGCUGUAAUCAGUUUUAGAAACAUCAUUGUAGUUCUUUUUAAGACGUGGCUCUUUGUUAUUUUUACAGUGGGUCUUAACUUAUUAGAUGGUGAGUUAUAGCCAUCUACAAACGUGUCAUUUCCGUUCUACCCACUGCUGUGUUCCUGUGCUGCCGCACUAUGGGUUCUAAGCCCCCACCCCAAGGCACUGCGGAUUAUUCAUCAAGCAAAUGUGUACAUUGUAUGGACUAACAAAAGUACACCACGAACAAACAGGACUUGGGAUACCCGUCCACUGUAAAUAAUGUGAAGAAACAAUAGUAGCUGCAGUUUGUUAUUCUGCAUGUUACAGUCGCAUGCUGUAGCAAUAACAACUGAAAACGUCUCUGUAAAUAUUGUGUGUUGUUGUUUUAUAAACAAACUGUAAAAUACUGAAACAUAAACUCAGAAACAGUCGGUGUUCAGAACUUAGAAGGCAAUAAAUGAUGUGGAUUGAUUUUGAUUUCAUAACUAUAUCACUUUAUUGCUGUACAGUCAACCACUGCAAACUGAAAUAUUCCACGAAAAUGUAAAUGGAUUUUGAAUAACCGAUAAUUCUCGUAAAACAAAUUGCAAGCAUUUAAAAGGAAAUAUUUAAUAUGAAGUGAAUGAACAUGCACAGUCCAAAUAUAGCGCGUUUCAUUUAACUAUUCAUGUGCAAAUCAUAUAGCUGAGGACUAUAAUCAACCGGAUAAAUUACACCUACAAAACGAACUGGCACGUUAAGAAAUCCUGAAAAUGGUUCUAAACCACGUGUAAAACUGUGGUCAAUUCAAAAGUGUAUUUUAAUUUUCAUUCCGCAUGUUCUAGUAAUUAAAUAUGUUUGAAAUGUUCCAAUUUUCUUGGCAGAAAAAUAUUAA